Messenger RNA from Clupea harengus (Atlantic herring), 3387 nucleotides. It is a transcript of the gene ccdc87, whose product is annotated as coiled-coil domain containing 87. The transcript has 20 exons. The record is from RefSeq and is a predicted model, not a curated record. The coding region runs from base 365 to 3358 and encodes 997 amino acids. NCBI's taxonomy places the organism in Eukaryota, Metazoa, Chordata, Actinopteri, Clupeiformes, Clupeidae.
GUAUCUAAGCAACGCACCCUUAGUGGAAAAACGGAAGGGAAAGGUAAGUUUAGAUUUGCACCGCGUUCAGCCGAAGCUAACACCGCAAUCAACUUGCUGACCUACCGUUGUAAAUUUAGCGAAAUUGUAAUUAGUAGAAUAUGGGAGCACCUCAGAUGAGUGACAUACUCUCGCUCUGUAUGCAAAAGGUAGGGCCUACUUAUUUGAACUCAAACAAUUUUUAAGUUUGCCCUAAUUAGUAAGUUAACGUUAACUUGCUUCUAACCAGUCAGUGCUGCGACGCACGCAGGAAAUGUCAUAGCGCCAAACGCGUUUAAAUAUAAGAGCAGCACGAUUCCAGACUAGAUUCUUAAUUCUGUGCCUAAUGGAUUGGAAGAAGGAAAAUAUGAUCGCGCAGAUAAAUUCUGCCGAACGGCUGAAGGAACGCGUUCAGCUCCCCCAGCAACAGGGCGAUAUCCUUCCAAUGACCCAGAUGGAGUCCUACGCACGCAACGCUCAACAGAGGUAUUGGAAAAUGUCUCUGUUUUUCCAGCAUGAUAGCCAGGAAGACCAAGAGAAAGCACUGGACACAGCUGAUUCGGUGCUACAGGAUGGCCGCGCCAUUCCCUCUUCACUACCUGAGCUCUGUUUUCAAAUGCAGCAGAGGAUAAAAAAGUUUGCACUUCUACCCACUUCUCAAGAGGACCAGGAAGCAUUAGAGGCUGUGAUGGUGUCCGAGUUGGGGAUGAUCUGGCAGGACCUGCGGUCCCCAAAACCGGAUGCCACGCUGACCUUGAGCGAGAACCGGGUUCUGCUGCGAGAGACCUUUGCAGAGGUGCUGGACCUGUGCGAGGAGCUCUACCUCAGCUACCUGCACCUGCAGCACAGCCUGAGGCGGCGCGCCGUCUUCACCGACAGCGCCAACCGCAGCCGCCUGGCAGCGCAGAUGGCAUCGGACUGCACCAGCGUAUUGAAUGUCCACUCCAUUCGGCGAGGCCUUAGUACGGGGAUCAAAGCUGAACGGAAGGCCAGGACGAGCGCUGACACACAGAAGGCUGGAGCGGUACAUCAGGGCCAGGCCACAGACACGUCUACUACUCCAGACAGGAUGAUGCUCAGUCUGCACAAAGGGAAGCACAAACAGCACAAAGUUUCCAUCCAGAAAGAUAUUGCAGAGAUUACUGAGAAAAUCGGUGAAUUCAAUCUGGAGUACGUGUAUGACCUUAUGCCCUACCGCCUGGAUACGAUAAGGGACUUCCACAGGAACCAAGACGAGAAAAAGGGUCCAGAUGAAGACCUACCCACAGUCCCCACUGAGGGAGAAGUGUCCGCUGUCUUUGACGGCUUCUUCACCAGACUCAAGGGGUGUACGUCCAUGCCGGACCUGAGCAGAGAGACCCUAUUGGAUGAGCUGGAGAUAGAGGCCCCUCCCCCGCGCCCACGGUCUCCAAUGGUGCUGCUGGCCCUCAGGAGACCGGUCGUCCAGAAACAGACCCUCAGCCCGGCCGACGACCUCAAGAGAUUGCUACAGGAUGAUUCUUCACUAGAAACCGUAGACCCUGAUGUAGACAUCCCUCCUUUGAUCAAAGCGCGAUCCUACAAAAGCUCCGUUAAGCUGCAGAAGCUUCAGGCGGUCCUACAGAGACUGACAGAUAAGAGGGAGUGCCUGGCCAAGAGCAGGGCGCCCCUGAAGGGACCCGAGUACCCCCAGGCUGACGUGGUCAGCGUGCCCAUCUCGUGCCAGGCCACCGCCCGCAUGGCCGGACCCCGAGUCUCUGACAGGGUGCAGACCGAAAAGAUCCACAUCAGCGUCUUCCCACCGGUCUACAACGACAUCAAGAGAGAGAUUGACGGUUCGUCAGUGAAGUGGAUGGACCGCAAUCUCUUUGACGGCGAUGAAAUAAAGGAGCUUUGUAAAACGUUGUCCAAGUGCCUGAUGAGCCAGUACCUCAGUUUUCAAGAUGAUCCCCUGAUUGAGCCAUGCGUGACCCAGCCAAAACUGAGCACCAGGAAAAUGACUCCCAAUAGCCUCAUGAACGCUGCGCUGAAAAACAGCAUCUCAAGCAGGAAAAGAGCGGAGGCUCCCAUGGACCACAAGAAGCCUUUAGAAGUGAUGUCCCGUGCCUACGCUGCCUGGUUUCAGUGGUGGAGGUCUCACCUGUCUUUGGACGACUACCUGAAGCACAUCACUAGUCAGGAGUUGGACUACCUGGCGGUGGUGUUUCAGCUGCAUGCCACGGAGGUCAAAAAGGACAGCGAGGAAGACAAGAUCAAGGCUCUGCAGCAGCAGAAGGACGAGAAGAAAAGAGCUCGGACGAAGAAGAUGGAGGCUCUGAAGAGGAUGAAGCAGGAGUAUGUCACGGGGGUGUGGAAUGUGAACACUGUCUUGUUUGGGGGGCUUUGGAAUGAGCCAGUCCUGGAAGAAGAUGACAGCCCGGGUAAGAAAGAAGCCCCCGAAGGCAAAGAGAGGAACGCGCUGUUCCGGGACCCGAGUGAGGUAACGGAACCAGCAAACGCGGAGCAGCUGAAGGAGCGUCUGGAGCGGCUCUGGACGGUUCUGUGCCUGCCGGACGCGCUCCGCCUGGACAUGGCCAUCAAAUACAGCUCCCACGCAUACAGGGACCAGCUGGAGAAGGUACAGUUCAAAUACAGCUCCCACGCAUACAGGGACCAGCUGGAGAAGAGAAGGUACAGUUCAAAUACAGCUCCCACGCAUACAGGGACCAGCUGGAGAAGAGAAGGUACAGUUCAAAUACAGCUCCCACGCAUACAGGGACCAGCUGGAGAAGAGAAGGUACAGUUCAAAUACAGCUCCCACGCAUACAGGGACCAGCUGGAGAAGGCUGUCAUUGCAUGGGAGCAGGCUGCUCAUCUGAUCCAGCUGAGAGAGACGGUUCUGUCCAAGCUGGAGCUGUUUGAGUGGGAGGCGUCUGAUCCCCACCGAUUCUUUCAUCAAGGUUACCGUGGGACUGCCGUUGCCAGGAUGGAAGAGUCUAAACAGAGAGAGGCGCUGGACUCCCAGAUCAGCUCACUGGAGAAAGAGCUGACCAAGAUCCUCAGCGUGCUCUCAGACUGCUUCAGGGACACGGUCACCUACAAGGGCCGGCCGUACCGGGAGAAGAUGCGUUGGGACCGCGUGGAGAUGCUGUACUGGCUGCAACAGGAGCGUCGGGUGCAGUCUCUGGAGAGGGUGGUGACCAAGAAGGACGUCCUGCCCGCCCGGCUGCCCCCUCUUGAGCUGGCACAGCAGUACCGCGUGGCACAACCCACCCUUCAAGGGUGCAUCCCCAAGGAUGAGGUGUUACUGUAUGGAGACAAGCCAAAGCCUGCACUGUCAGUUAGCCAUAUACAACUGUGUUUCCAGUCCAAACUUGAAUAGUGUUACUAAAUAAAUACACUAAGAACACA